This is a messenger RNA of Diaporthe batatas, 3423 nucleotides long. RefSeq lists its product as uncharacterized. NCBI's taxonomy places the organism in Eukaryota, Fungi, Ascomycota, Sordariomycetes, Diaporthales, Diaporthaceae. Gene Ontology annotation, cellular component: exon-exon junction complex; cytoplasm. The record is from RefSeq and is a predicted model, not a curated record. The transcript is spliced from 9 exons. Gene Ontology annotation, biological process: nuclear-transcribed mRNA catabolic process, nonsense-mediated decay. Bases 1 to 3423 code for a protein of 1140 amino acids. Gene Ontology annotation, molecular function: protein binding; RNA binding.
AUGGAUCGCGCUAGAAAACGUGAAUUGCGUUCUUUGAACGAGCGCGCGUGGGCCGGCGAAACUGAUCUGUUCGAGGUCAACAAGCCCCUCGACUCGAAGUUGGCAAAGCACACCGCCUACAUCAAGCGACUGCGCACUGCCGUUACGGCCGCCACCCUGCCCACCUUUAUCCAAGAAAUUCGAACCCUGAGCCUGCACCGAUACCUGUCCGAGAUAAUUUCUGCCUGCUACGAAGGGCUUACCAAGUUGAAGGCCACAGGUGGUGACGUCGAGGCCGGCGUCGAGAUCGUCAGUGCCCUGCACCAGCGCUUUGGGCCCGAUGAGUUUACCCAGCAGCUUGCGUGGCAGCUGGGCCGGGGCAUCGCCACCCUUGACAAGAGCUACCUGAAGAGCCUGCCUCCCGAUGUGCGUGAGAAGGAGGAGAAGCAGCGGCCCCUUCGUCAGAAGGCCCUGCUUCGUGUCAUCACGGAGCUCUGGCUCGUUGGCGUUCUGAGGACCCUGGACGAUGUUAUUCCCGACGACUCUGUCAAGGCUGCUUCUGGCAAGGUCCCAGAACUGAAGGCCCGCAGCACCAAGGGCGGUGGUGCGGAGCCCUUCCCACUCGAGGUGCUGAAGGACCUGUUGGGCCAUGACCGUGAUCAUGCAAACCUGCCUCUGCUCGUCACCUUUGUCAAGACUUUCACCUGGGAUAUAUUGGGUGUCAGAAAGACAGCUGGAACCGAAGGGCGCAGGUCUGCAGAUGACGAAGGCGUGGGCAAGCCAUCCGAGGGCUCUGGCGACAACGAGGACGGCGACGUGUCAAGCGAUGACCCCCCUCUGGUUUCACCUGAACUCCAGGAGCGCUUCAAGAACAUCCUCAAGCGCUACUUCGAAGACGUGAAGGCUCACCUCCUCCGAGACCAGAAGGCCAUCUUUUCCCAAUCGCGGAAGAACGCCGAGGCAUACGUCAAGUCCGGAGAGGUCUUUGAAGACCGGCAGGCCAAUUUCGACAAGCAACUCAAAGCUCAGGAACGAUUGGUCGCCAACGCUCAGAUUCUCGCCGACACCCUGGGGCUAGAAAUGCCGGAUCUGAAAGACCACGAGGCCUCGAACUCACUGGCUAAUGGAGGCAUCGGUAUCGUGAAGGCGGGCGAGUACCUUCGUGGGCAGGGAGACGGAGCUGGUAUCUGGCAGGACGAGGACGAGCGACGCUUUUACGAAAAUCUGGCGGAUCUUAAAGGCAAGGUCCCUGGUAUCCUUCUCGAAGACGCCAAGAAGAAGAAGCCCGAGGGCGACGACCAGGUGGGCAAGAAGAUUGAGUCUGCUGAGAAUGGUGAUGCCGCGAAGGCAACCGAUACUUCUUUGGACGACCAGACGACUGCUAUCGCCAACAAGACCAUCGGAGCUCAGGUUGAUGCCAUCAUCCUCCGCCUGCCCGACCUCACGACCAAGGAGACAAUCGAUCAGACUGCUAUCGACUUCUGUUUCCUCAACUCCAAGGCUUCGCGGAACCGAUUGGUCAAGGCUCUUACGGACGUUCCCAAGAAUCGCGGUGAUCUUCUCCCAUGUUGGGCCAGGCUCAUUGCAACUUUGGGUCGCUACAUGCCGGAUGUCCCCAAGGGCGUCAUCGAUUACUUGGAUGCGGAAUUCCGCAGUCUACAGGCCCGCAAGAGCAAGGAGUUCUUGGCUCAGGUCCGCAUUGGCAACAUCAGGUACCUGGCUGAGUUGACCAAGUUUGGCAUUGUCCCCGAGCACACCGUCUUCCACUGUCUCAAGGUUUGUCUGGACGACUUUUCCAAGAUGAACAUCCAGAUCAUCUGCGACCUCCUUGAGAAUUGCGGUCGAUACCUUCUGCGCAAUCCGGAAACCUCGCCUCGCAUGACCUCCUUCUUGGAGACCCUGCAGCGCAAAAAAUCCGUGCAGCACAUCGGACCCAAUGAGCGGAUGCUGAUUGAGAAUGCCAUUUACUAUGUCGACCCGCCCGAGAGACCUGCCAUCCAGCAGAAGGAACGAACUCCGCUUGAGCUUUUUGUCAGAAAGCUCAUCUACGUGGACCUGUCGAAGCGGACCCUCGAUAAGAUUGUGAGACAGAUUCGUAGGAUGCACUGGGAGGAAGCAGAAGUCCGAGAGGCGCUCGAAAAGGUUUGUUCCAAGCCUGGGAAGGUCAAGUAUGGCGCAAUCCACCUGCUCGCCUCUCUGCUAGCGCACCUUUACAGAUACCGUAUAGAGUUUGUCGUGAAGGUGGUGGACAAUGUCGUCGAGUCUAUCAAUGCUGGUCUGGAGCAAAAUGACUUCAAGAACAACCAGCGGCGCAUUGCGGAGGUCAAGUACCUGGCUGAGAUCUACAACUACCGCCUGGUCGAGCACGCCGUUGUUUUUGAUGUCAUGUACAAGAUCAUGACAUUUGGCCACGGCGGUCCACCAGUUCCUGGGCGGUUGAAUCCAUUCGAUAUGCCGGAUGACUUUUUCCGCAUCCGCCUCAUUUACUUCAUCCUCGAGGCUUCUGGCAUGUACUUCAACAAGGGCCCAGCAGGCAAGAAGCUCGACUACUUCCUCUCGUUCCUUCAAUAUUACAUCUUCACCAAAAACCCCCUGCCCAUGGACAUAGAAUUCUUAGUCCAUGACAUCUACACUGGCACCAGGCCGCAGUGGAAGCUGGCCUCCAACUUGGAGGAGGCCAGCAAGGCAUUCCAGCUGGUGCUUGCACAAGAUCGGAAAGCCGCCGGACUUGAUGGACCAGAGCUUCAAGACCAAGACGACGACGCUAGCGGCUCGUCGACUGAAGACGAGAUGGCAGAUGUGGAUGACGAUGAUGAUGCUGAGUUGGACGACGAGGAGGUUGCGGCGUCUGACGAUGAAGAGGAGGAUGAUGACGAUGACCAGGACGAGGAUCGGCGGACAACAACUGAUGAAUCUGUCGACGAGGCUAUCAUCGUUACUCGGCAGGAAGAACAGAUCGACCCCGAAGAGGACGCCGACUUCGAGCGGGAGUACGCCAAGAUGAUGUCCGAGAGUCUGGAAUCUCGGAAGCUUGACCGACGCCCUGUGUUUGACGUCGCACUUCCAGUCCGAUCGAGACCGCGCGAGGCCACCACCACCAACGAUCAAGGCGAUGGUGACUCCGAGGCCCCGAUGCCGGCUCCCAAAAUGGCCUUCUCAGUACUCACCAAGAAGGGAAACAAGCAACAGACUCGAACCCUGGAGCUGCCCACAGACUCCCACUUUGCGGUUGCUAUGAGAAGCCAGCAACAGGCGGAGCGAGAGGAACAGCAGCGCAUCAAGAAUCUUGUGCUCAACUAUGACCUUCGUGAGAAUGAUGGUGAAGAGGGUUCCGACAGCAGGCCAAUCACCCACCACCACAACCACCGCUACGACAAGGCCAACAACAAGAACCCAGGACAGAGAGUUAAGAAACUCCAAUUCGAGGACUUUGAGUGGACUUGA